GCAUCCUCAUACUCUACGAUGCUUCUUCUUUCCACCUAGGAACCCUCCAUGAAACCUCCUAUACUAUCUCCCCAUCCAAAUUAUUUUCACCCUUUUAUAAAUCAUUCCCCCCUCACUCCUUUAUUUCCACUCAAAUAUUCCAUCUGAAUUCUUUACAUUUCUUGCAGUCAAUUCCUUGAUUACUUAUCCAACUCAAGUCUAAAAUGGCAUCUCUUGAAUUCAUACGCCAACACCUUCUUGAUGAUUCUAAUUCCAUACAAGAAAACUCUUCAAAUUACUUUGAGUUUGAAACAAAGCCACAGAUUAUUAACACAAACCCUGUAAAACCAACUAGUUUUAGUGAAAGAAAACCUUCACUGAACAUUGCUAUCCCAAAAGUAAUCAAGAAAGUUGAGUACUUUGAGAGUGGCAAUGUUCGCAACGGUACAGUAUGUGACAGGGAAGUUGAAGAUUCCGGUGACCGGAAGCAUUACCGGGGUGUUAGGCAACGUCCCUGGGGGAAGUUCGCAGCGGAGAUUCGUGACCCCAAUAGAAAAGGGACACGGAUGUGGCUAGGGACUUUUGACACGGCGGUGGAGGCGGCGAAAGCUUACGACAGGGCGGCGUUUAAGCUGAGAGGCAGCAAGGCUAUACUGAAUUUUCCACUUGAAAUUGGAAUAUCUAACCCCUUGCCGGAAAACGAUGCUCAGGUGAAGGCUUGCGGGAAAAGGGUGAGAGGAAUUGGGAGUGAAGAGAGAGAAAAGAAGGAGGUGAAGAGAGAGGAGGUGCACGAAUUACCGGCUGCCGCAGUGCCUUUAACGCCGUCAAGUUGGACGGGCGUUUGGGAAGGUGGAGAUAUGAAAGGUAUUUUCGAAGUGCCGCCAUUGUCACCGUUCUCUCCCCAUCCAAGUUUGGGUUGCUCAAGGCUUAUGGUUUAAUAAUUCGGUGGACUUAAAUGAACCCGACGCUAAAUGUCUGGGGUCUUUCUAGCAUUAAGAAAAAUGUUGGGGCAGUUGAAGUUAAGGGUACGAAAGAUUGAUACCUCCAUCUCUUCAACUUCCCUAGGUGUACAUCUAGCAUCAUCCUAAAAAAAUAGGGUUAGCACCUAUCUUAUGAAAGUAAACUAAUUUUCGUAUUUUGAAAUCCAAUUUUUUCAUUUGUGAUUUUUUUUUAAUUUUAAUUUUAAUUUUGAUCAUGUACAAUAAUUGUGUGUAUAAUAUGGCAACGGGGCAGGUUCCCCGCCUCGCCCAGAA
Olea europaea var. sylvestris is the source of this 1232-nucleotide messenger RNA. Its product is annotated as ethylene-responsive transcription factor 5-like. The transcript has a single exon. NCBI's taxonomy places the organism in Eukaryota, Viridiplantae, Streptophyta, Magnoliopsida, Lamiales, Oleaceae. The coding region runs from base 204 to 917 and encodes 237 amino acids. The record is from RefSeq and is a predicted model, not a curated record. Gene Ontology annotation, molecular function: DNA-binding transcription factor activity; DNA binding. Gene Ontology annotation, biological process: ethylene-activated signaling pathway; regulation of DNA-templated transcription.